AUGGCCAUCCCAAAGCCGUGGCAAGGCAGCCACCUGCACUUCCUGGGCGUCAUGGGCCUCGCGGUGGCCGUCAUUGUCCUGCUCUUCUAUGCCCUGCUCUGGAAGGCCGGCAACCUCAUCGAGCUGCCCGACCUGCGCAUCGGCUUCUACAACUUCUGCCUGUGGAACGAGAGUGCCGGCCGCCUGCACUGCCACCAGCUCCCCGAGCUGGAGGCCCUGGGCCUGCCCGGGGCUGGCCUGGCCCUGGCCCGGCUGGGGGUCUAUGGGGCCCUGGUCCUCACCCUCUUUGUGCCCCUCCCUCUCCUCCUGACCCGGUGCAAGGACGGCAGGGAGGAGUGGCAGCUGGCCGUGGGCUUCCUGGCGGCCGCCUCGGUGCUGCUGGCCAGCGGCCUAGGCCUCUUCCUGUCCUUCACGUGGCGGUGGCUCUGGCUGGCCCUGCUGGGGCCAGGGUUUCUAGCUUUGGGCACUGCCCAGGCCUUGCUCAUUGUCUUGCUUACAGUCACAGCUGCGUUCCCUCUGGGGACGAGGAACAACAAGAGCCAGUGUGAAAACUGCUAG
Messenger RNA from Orycteropus afer afer, 558 nucleotides. RefSeq names its product transmembrane protein 140 (gene TMEM140). The record is from RefSeq and is a predicted model, not a curated record. NCBI's taxonomy places the organism in Eukaryota, Metazoa, Chordata, Mammalia, Tubulidentata, Orycteropodidae. Bases 1 to 558 code for a protein of 185 amino acids. The transcript has a single exon.